ACAGAUUGUUCAAAAGAGAAGUAAUAUGUUAACAUAAAAAUCUUAAAUUAUAAAACUAAAUAAACGUCAUAAAUAGAAGUUUCCUUUCAUAAUUACAAUUCGUCAUUCAUGUUUUGAAAAGCAAGCAAGAAAUACUGUUUUUAAAAAUCUAUUUGGAUAUAAGAGAAUUUUGGAAGAUAGGACAACGCAUGGUCUGCCGUAGUUUCUGGUUCAAAAACACCAGUUGAGUGAAGAUUCUAAAUUACCAAAUUAAGUAGACCUAACUUUUAUCAAUCUAAAAGUCAAAUUACUUUCUCAACAAUAUGAGGGUCGUAGCUCUUAUAAGUGGAGGAAAGGAUUCCUGUUUCAGCAUGAUGCAGUGCGUAGCUGCCGGACACGAUAUAAUUGCCCUGGCUAAUUUACAUCCCGUUGGAAAGGACGAUCUCGAUUCAUUCAUGUUCCAGACUGUUGGUCAUCAGGGAAUAGAAUUUAUUGCCGACGCCAUUGGCUUACCCCUCUACAGAGAACCCACAUUCGGAAGAUCGAAGAUGCAGGACAAAAAUUAUGUACCAACUGACGAUGAUGAAGUCGAGGAUCUCUAUAGGCUGUUGAAGAAAGUUAAGGAUAGUGAGAAUAUAGAAGCGGUGUCAAGUGGAGCGAUCGCUAGUGAUUAUCAACGAUUACGAGUGGAGAAUGUUUGUAAACGAUUGGGACUCGUUUCCCUCUCGUACCUGUGGCAGAGAGAUCAGGAGGAAUUACUUAAUGAAAUGAUACAGUGCUCGGUUAAUGCGAUUUUGAUCAAAGUGGCAUGUUUGGGUUUGGAUUUGAAGCACUUGGGGAAAUCGUUGAUGGAAAUGCAGCCACAUUUGUUGAAGAUGAAGGAGAAGUUUGGAUUGAAUGUUUGUGGCGAGGGGGGUGAAUAUGAAACGUUUACGCUUGAUUGUCCGUUGUUUGUUAAGAGUAUCGUGAUAAACGAGUAUGAGAGUAUUGUCCAUUCUAACAGUGAUAUUGCGCCUGUUGGGUAUCUCAAUUUCAAGAAAGUGCAAUUGUUGGUGAAAGACAAAGGAAUGGAGAAUUUAUCCCUGAAGGAGAGAUUACAGAAUAUUAUUAUUAAAAAUCCGCUUGAUUACGUUUCAGAAAUAUUGUGUUUGAAGGAGGAUGAGGGUAACUUGUCUCCGGAUGAGGAGAAAUCUGCUACGGCAGUCGAGGUUUGUCCUCGGGAAUAUUUUGACAAUCCGAGUGUGAAUGAGAACGAAAGUGGUUGGCUUUGGUUCGGAGGUUUGACCAGUGAGAACUCAGAUCCAGCAGAAGCCAUGGAGGAUACUUUAAAUAAACUCCAAGAUCUUCUAAUCAGCAAAAGUCUACAAUUUUCGGACAUUGUGUCAGUUACUCUUUUCGUUAAAGACAUGGCGAACUAUUCGUUGAUAAACGAAAUUUAUAUCUCGAGAUUUGCUCAACUCAAUCCUCCGGUUCGAGUCUGUGUGGAAUGCUCUUUGAAAGUUCACGUUGCACUCGAAGCAACGGCCUAUAAGGACGGAAGUAGUACAAAGGACGGUUCGGUUCAUCAGAAGCAUACCCUACAUGUUCAGAGUAUAAGUCACUGGGCACCUGCGAAUGUGGGUCCCUACUCGCAGGUUGUUCGCAUAGGAGAUAUUUUCCUGGUCGCUGGUCAAAUUCCCCUAAUUCCCGGCAGUAUGGCCAUGUUGAGUUCAAAUAUAAGACAAGAAUGUCGUCUAACUUUGAGACACAUCGAACGACUUCUAAAGUCUGUUGAUAAUAAAACACAAUUAAGAGACAUUGUCCAGGGAAUUUGUUUUCUAACAGAUUUCAAUUACAUAACAGAGGCGAGAAACGAAUGGGAGAAAUUAACCAAGAAUACAAUUGACGAUUAUAUUAUUCUGCCGAAUCUCCCUCGGAAUGCAAGAAUCGAAUGGAGUGUUUGGGCUCACAGAGAUAACAGUCGAUUUGAAUAUGAGGAGACUAGAAAAAAUAUGGGCAACAUUAAAAUUUUACUGAGAAGAAGAUGGAAUUAUGAUAAUAUUUCUGCUAUUGUCGGAUAUUUGUCUUUUGAUUUACCAUCUUUGACAGACUCGCCAACGAAUUUUACACAAGAAGAAUUAGCACAGUGUCUUGAAUAUCUUCUCACUAAUUUGAAGAAGGGAUCAGUAACCGAAAAUCCUGCGUGUACUCUACGAAUUUUUUACAAAGCAAGUCGCUUCUCUUCAGAGUAUAUCAAAAAUCUUUUAGUGCCUUUUUCAAAUCAAAAUUUAGUUAUAACCAGUGUUCCUGCAUUAUAUUUGCAUAAUGCCGACACUUAUCUUUCCGUGUGUGGUAUUCGACACGAAUAACAUUCAAAUAAAAAAUCGGAUUUGUACCAUGAAAUAUUUUACAGAAAUAAUACCAUUAAUAAUAUAUAGUAAUAAUAAUAAUUCAUUAUUACUAUUAUAUAUUAAUAUUUA
This is a messenger RNA of Leptopilina heterotoma, 2438 nucleotides long. RefSeq names its product diphthine--ammonia ligase. The transcript is spliced from 2 exons. The record is from RefSeq and is a predicted model, not a curated record. Gene Ontology annotation, biological process: protein histidyl modification to diphthamide. The coding region runs from base 303 to 2327 and encodes 674 amino acids. Gene Ontology annotation, molecular function: diphthine-ammonia ligase activity. Lineage: Eukaryota; Metazoa; Arthropoda; Insecta; Hymenoptera; Figitidae.